This is a messenger RNA of Drosophila kikkawai, 604 nucleotides long. The record is from RefSeq and is a predicted model, not a curated record. Lineage: Eukaryota; Metazoa; Arthropoda; Insecta; Diptera; Drosophilidae.
UUCAGGGAAGCGGUACUGCUGACUCGGAUCCCGGAAUUACAAAAUAGGCUUCGCCGCUGGAAUGGAUUACAAUAAAAAAUGUUCUCCCCCGCCGCCGUACCCAGGGACUGCGCCGCCGCAGGAAAUUUUCCACUAUCAGCCGCAGGCGCAACAUCAUGUGUAUCAGCCGCCGCCCCAACAACACCAUGUCCACCAGCCCGUUCAUAUGACGACGACCCAGUCUUCGUCCAUGACUGUGGCUUCAUCUUCUGCUGGGGCUCCGGUGCACACGGUACAAACCAGUGUUGUUAUGAACUCAUCCAGUGAGACGCACUGUCCACGCUGCCAUACCCUGCUUCACGUCGAGGCAAAGUAUCAUCCGUCUUGGAAAACUUACUGUUUUUCAGCGCUCCUCUUUCUUGGCUUUUGCUGGCCCUGCGUUUGCGUUCCAUGCUAUAUGAAAACCUGCUAUCGAACCUCACAGAUUUGCUCCAAGUGCCAAUUUCGCUUGUCAACGUAUUGAAGAACAUCAAUCACCAAAAAAUGUGGGUCGGACUAAUACAUACAAUUCAUAUAUAAUAUUUAAUAUAUAUUUAUAAAUAAUAAAAUGUACAUUCCGGCAUGA